Molecule: messenger RNA, 2157 nt
Organism: Hemicordylus capensis (graceful crag lizard)
Lineage: Eukaryota; Metazoa; Chordata; Lepidosauria; Squamata; Cordylidae
Gene: ATF7IP2
Product: activating transcription factor 7 interacting protein 2
Exons: 14
Coding region: 1-1650 (549 amino acids)
Biological process (GO): regulation of DNA-templated transcription
Cellular component (GO): transcription regulator complex; nucleus
Molecular function (GO): protein binding; transcription coregulator activity
Source: RefSeq, a predicted model, not a curated record
AUGGCCAGACACGGAGGGCAGAAGUUGCCAUACCCGCCCCGCUCCCGCAUGGGCGGCGUGCCCAGGUGUGAACUGCGUUGUGCCAAUUGCGUUGCACCAACUGAGGGACUGAGGCUGCUCCACCUGCCCUCCGUUUGGGCAGCAUGCCCAGAUGCCAACUACAGGGCUGUGGCUGUGCCCAGACGCCAACUGGGCACGUUCCCAAGUGCCCAAAUGUGUUGCGCCUACUGCUCAGAUGAGGUUGCUCAGCCUGCUGUUCUGUCCAACACCCCACAUAACCGGCAUGCCCAGGAGCCACCUGCAUUGUGCCAACUGCGUUGCACCAACGGAGGGCCCGAGGCUGCACUACCUGCCCUCCUCAUGGGCGGCCUGCCCAGACAGCAACUGUUUCCGCCUUCCUUCCGGAGUUCCAACGGUUUUGGAAUCUUGGCGGCGGGAGCGUCAUCCGCGCGGCGCGCCAACCCGACGGAGGCGGCGUUCCGACUGUGUCGUAAGCAAGACAGGAGGAAAAAAAGAACUUCAGAAAGUGAUGAAGAUGUCCAUUGUAAACAUCUGAGGACAUCUGAGGAAAGUGAUUCAGGCUCUUCAGGCUCGGAGAAAAGAAUCUCUGGAUUGGAGAAGGUCAAGCAUUUCAUUCAAGCUCAGCUAGAUGUGACAGUGGGAGACUUGGAUAAGAAUCUGCAGCAUUUAAGUGAGAGAAUUGAUCGCACGCAAUGCCUACAGAAGCACGAAGGGAUAUCUAUUAAGAUUGUAAAGAAAAUAUCCAGGCUUGACAGACGUGUUAAUGCUGUGAUAGCAUUCCAGAAGGCAGACUUGUCCAAAAAGUUGGAUCUUCCCAGUGCACAUUCCCAAAACAGAGUCUUAAAUCGGAGCAAGCCUCUUCUGCUCGGAAGUGGAAGCAGCCAGUCAGCACGAUCAACAAAGACACCACCUACUCAUAGUAAAGCUCUGUCGAAAAUAGCUGUAAGCUGUGGAGUUAUAUCCCUUGAUGACAACCAAACUUCAGACAUGCAAUCUGUGAAUGUUGCAGAUGUUCAGCAAAAAGAAGCUUCUACAAAUGCAGAUGCUCCAAUGGAAACGCCAGCUAACACCCAGAGCAUAUUACUGAUUGACUUAACUGAAGAAGGAAGCAGUGCUGCCAAAGAAUGUACUGAGGGGAAAGAGAAGAGAGCUUCAGACAAAGCAGACUCCGCACCAGAAAGUCUGAACCCGGAUCCUCCUCUGCCAGCAUUACAGUCAGCAAAGCAGGUUCCGGAGCGGUUUCCCCAUCUUCCUCCGUUGCCACGGAUCCGUUUGCACCCGGAGCACAUGGAUGGGUUCAAAGGCACCUUCCCACCUCAGAAGCUGCAGCUCGCAGUGGCUCAGGUCCAGAAUCCCAAAGGCAUUGCUCUCCAGUGGAACGUCGACAAGGUGGACCCACGGUGUGCCCCCAUCGAGAGCUUCCACUUGUUCGUAUGCCUGGAAAGUGCAGCCAAUGGGACCCUUUCUUCCUGGAUAAGGACGAAUGAGAUCCAGGCAUUGCCUCUCCCCAUGGCUUGCUCUCUAUCCCAGUUCCCAAAUUCUGGCCGGUGUUACUUCACCAUGCAGUCGAAGGAUAUUUAUGGGCGUUACGGACCCUUCUGUGACAUUGGAUGCAUUUCUGCUGUAUAGUUCCUGUACACCUGCCCCCUGUAACUUGUAGCUGAGACCUGUCCCCUGUAACUUGUUAAAAUCUUACCUUCUGUCCUUUCACUCACCUCAGGACUGACACAACUGUGAAUUCUUUCUGCUUUGUUGUACUGCCGCCUUGCUGCACUGCCCACUUACCAUUUUCUCUUCUGAAUAUUUUACAUGUUUUUCUUUGAGCCUUCUCAGAUCUGGUUUCCAUAAUUCCCCAUUCUGUUUUCCCCCCUCAUUGGCCUCCCUUUUGUUUCUUCAAAGGAUAUCAUGAUCAUGGAUAAGCUCUGUUUGGAAGGACAGGUUUUGUUUGUUUUUUAAGGUUGAUUUUCUUAUAAGAAAACACUCCUCGUAAUCGUUAAAUCACCUUCUAAUACCAAAGGAAUAAUGGUUAAAAUUAUAUUUAAUAGAAAUAAUAAAAUGCCUUUGUGAAAUUAAAUUAUGUGAAGCAGUGCCUCUUUAGUUAAGGUGAGUGGCAUAAAAUAAAAAGUUCUGUCAUAA